GACUCCCAUGUUUGGUUGAGAACUGAGAAAGUGACACCAACCUUUCAAUGUUACUAUAAAUAAGUUUGCUUAAUCAUACGGUGGUUGACUUCUUUUUGUCCCAAAUCAAAACGCCAUUCUUUUACUGCAGUUGCCAAUGGAUGCUCUUGGACAUUAGUCUUACUUCUUGUUAAAACGAGUUUUGCUGCAAAUGUUUUCGUUGCAUCCUCUGCCAGGCAAAGUAAACCCAUUGGUGGCUUUCUUUUUUUUUUUUUUUCUUCUAAGUUUUGUACAGUCACUGUCGGUAACCCGACCUCGACCAAAAGAUUCACAGUAAUCACUGUCAAUUUUUUUUGUCGUUUCCUUUGUUAAACUCUUUUUAGUUUCCCCUCAUAUGUCGGGUUGAAAGUUGAAAAUUCCCCGUGCAACUGUGAACACAUUGAUAGAACUUCGACUUUCUCUGGCCUUUUCCUUCCAACAUAAACUGCAAUCAUAAAAUUUGAUUUUCUAUUUCCCCUCUUCCACUAAAAUUACUAGUGGCAAUAGGGGUUGUCACUUGUCAAUUUACGAUAAAUAACUCGUCACUUCCCCAAGCGAAUUGAUUGAAAGGGGACGAUAUUCCUUCGUUUUUUGUUCUUCUCUUUUGUUUUUUCACGGAGUCUCACUGUGUCUUCUUGCUUUGAAUCAACGCUCCAACCUUCGCAGCAUGAGUGGCGCUGAGGCAGAUAAGAACCCUUUUUAAAUAAUCAAGAACCGAUUGUGAACAAGGACAAAAAUUUAAUGGAUCAGUCACCAUUUCUUAAACUCAAGCGCUGGCAAUGGUGGCUUUUGGUGGCAAUCAACAUUUUCUUCAUCAUUGCAGGCCAAGCUGCUGCAGUUCUUCUGGGGAGAUUUUAUUAUGAUCAGGGUGGAAAAAGUAAAUGGAUGGCCACUCUUGUGCAAACUGCUGGCUUCCCAAUCCUUUGCAUCCCUUUAUUUCUUCUUCAGCCAUCUCGGGAAGCUUCAACUUCUUCCACCUUACCAUCCAUCAAAACUCUUGCUUUGGUCUAUUUUGUUCUUGGAGUAGUUGUAGCUGGUGACAAUAUGUUGUAUUCUGUUGGGCUCUUGUACCUCUCAGCCUCUACUUAUUCCCUCAUUUGUGCCACUCAAUUAGCUUUUAAUGCAGUUUUUUCUUACUUCCUUAAUUCACAGAAGUUCACUGCUUUAAUUCUGAACUCUGUGGUCAUCCUCUCAUUGUCUGCUGCUCUAAUUGCAGUCAAUGAUGAUUCAGAAGGCCCAUCAGUAGUUUCUAAAGGGAAGUUUCUCCUUGGCUUCCUCUGUACCCUUGGAGCUUCUGCUCUUUACUCUCUUUUGCUGUCCCUUAUGCAACUUUCUUUUCAGAAGGUUCUGAAAAAGGAAACAUUUUCUGUGGUUCUGGAAAUGCAAAUUUAUACAUCAUUUGUUGCCAGUUGUGUUUCGACUGUGGGUCUCUUUGCAAGUGGAGAAUGGAAGAGUUUGCACCAUGAGAUGGAGGGCUUCAACAGCGGAAGAGCUUCUUAUGUGCUGACUUUAGUUUGGACUGCUAUAACUUGGCAAGUGUGUGCAGUUGGUGUUGUGGGCUUGAUUUUUCUGGUGUCUUCUCUCUUCUCCAACGUAAUCAGUACUCUGUCUUUGGCUAUUACUCCUCUAGCUGCUCUGGUAGUUUUUCAUGACAAGAUGAAUGGUGUGAAGGUAAUUGCUAUGCUUCUGGCUCUCUGUGGUUUUGCCUCUUAUAUUUAUCAAAAUUAUCUAGAUGAUAGAACGGCAAGCAGGUCACAGACUGAUGUCCAGGAAAGCCAUGAUAAGUCUUCAUGCUAAUGAUAAUUAGACUCUAUGCCAAUAUAGUUGAUAACAAUGCAUAGAACUGACUAUGGAUAAUCUUUUAUCAAUUUUCUUUUGUAC
This is a messenger RNA of Durio zibethinus, 1899 nucleotides long. Its product is annotated as putative purine permease 11. Gene Ontology annotation, molecular function: purine nucleoside transmembrane transporter activity. Gene Ontology annotation, cellular component: membrane. The record is from RefSeq and is a predicted model, not a curated record. NCBI's taxonomy places the organism in Eukaryota, Viridiplantae, Streptophyta, Magnoliopsida, Malvales, Malvaceae.